GAGGCAGCCCGCGCCAUGAGCAGCACGGCAGUGGUCCCCAGCGCGCCAGGCCCGGGCCCAGGCCCCAGUGGCGGGCCAGGCGGCGGCACCGAGGUGAUCCAGGUGACCAACGUGUCCCCGAGCGCCAGCUCAGAGCAGAUGCGGACGCUCUUCGGCUUCCUGGGCAAGAUCGACGAGCUGCGCCUCUUCCCGCCGGAUGACUCACCUUUGCCAGUCUCCUCUCGUGUCUGCUUUGUUAAGUUCCAUGAUCCAGACUCAGCAGUUGUGGCACAGCAUCUGACAAACACUGUGUUCGUUGACAGAGCUUUGAUAGUCGUACCAUAUGCUGAAGUAUUUCAUGGUUCUAUCAAAGCAGCAGUAAAAAAAAAAUACUCUUGACGCAUGAAAAUUAACUGUUCUUUUCCCUGGUUCAGCCUGAACUAUAUACCAGGCCCUGCUGAAAAUACCACCCAACAGUUUUCUUCUGCAGCUUAUCCAGUUUCUCUUAAGUGCCCUGUACAUAUUGUAUGUUUUAUGAUGAGAUGCAGUUUCUUAAUAUGUAUUACAGAAAUACUACUGGUAUUUGCAAAUAUGUAGUUUAAUUGUAUUAUUGAACUCUCAUUUUGGGGGCUUGGGCACAUUAACAGAUUAAUCCAUCUGUAUAGGGCUUUUGCUGUUGGAUAGAAUUUAAAUUGUCUACAUAAAUAAUUUGUCUUAGGACCUUUAGAUUUUAUCUGAAUACACAGAUUAGGCUUUAAAAGCAGGCAUACAUGUGGUUUUGGGCUUAAGGAGUUUUGAACAAGUUAGAUGUUGAACUGACACUAUAUAGCAACAUUUUUUGAUACGGUUAGCAUGGCACAUAUUGGAACCUAAAGCAUUUUACUGUACAGGUAAGGAAUGUGCCAUGUUUUACCUAUUCUCUCUCUCUCUCUCUCUCUCUCUCUCUCUCUCUCUCUCUCUCUCUCUCUCCCCCUCCCCUUCUCCCCCUCCCUUCCUCUCCCCUCCUUUCUCUCUGCGUCCCCUUCUCUUUCUCUCUACCUCUCUCUCCCUCCCUCUCCUCUUUACUCCCCUUACACACAUUUCCCCUGUGUAUUCAGAGACCUUCAGAAACAUUCAUAUUCAUGUCAUGAGUCAGCAAAAGCCCUACUCUUGAUUCCAACAGAAUAUUUCCUUUACAUACUUUCCUUCUUUUAAUUUUUACAAAAUUUGUAUGGUAGGUGUAAAGAAAAUCAUAGUAACUGUACCAUAUUAUUAACCCCUAAAUCAAACUUUUUUUGUCUUGUGUAUCUUGAUUUUUCUGUGUGCUUUAUAGUGAAGCAGCCGACACGAGUCGUUGUUCAUAAAACAGCUUUUGAAAGUUGAGAGCACACCCCUGGAGAACCGACUGUGCUUGCUUACGUUUGGUUCAUGACUUAAAAAUCGAGUACAGGAGUUAUUCCUGAUGAGACUAAGGCUUUGUCUCUAUUGGCACCAGCUAAUGCAGUGGCAGGUCUUCUGCCUGGUGGUGGACUCCUGCCUACUCCCAACCCACUUACCCAGAUUGGCGCUGUUCCCCUGGCUGCGUUGGGAGCUCCAGCUCUUGAUCCUGCCCUUGCUGCUCUUGGGCUUCCAGGAACAAACUUGAACUCUCAGUCCCUUGCUGCAGACCAGCUAUUGAAACUUAUGAGUACUGUUGAUCCCAAAUUGAAUCAUGUAGCAGCUGGUCUUGUUUCACCAAGUCUGAAGUCAGACACCUCUAGUAAAGAAAUAGAGGAAGCCAUGAAGAGAGUGCGUGAAGCCCAGUCCCUGAUUUCUGCCGCGAUUGAGCCAGACAAGAAGGAAGAAAAGAGAAGACAUUCGAGAUCAAGAUCACGCUCGAGGAGGAGAAGGACCCCCUCAUCCUCCAGACACAGGCGGUCACGAAGCCGGUCAAGGAGGCGGUCACACUCCAAAUCCAGGAGUAGAAGGAGAUCCAAAAGUCCAAGACGGAGGCGAUCUCAUUCCCGAGAGAGGGGUAGAAGGUCAAGGAGCACAUCCAAAGCCAGAGACAAAAAGAAAGAAGAUAAAGAAAAGAAACGUUCCAAAACUCCACCAAAAAGCUACAGCACAGCCAGACGCUCUCGGAGUGCAAGCAGAGAGAGAAGACGACGGCGAAGUAGGAGUGGUACAAGAUCCCCUAAAAAGCCCAGGUCUCCUAAAAGAAAGCUGUCCCGCUCGCCGUCCCCAAGGAGACAUAAAAAAGAGAAGAAGAAAGAUAAGGACAAAGAAAGAAGCAGAGAUGAAAGGGAACGAUCAACAAGUAAGAAGAAGAGGAGCAAGGACAAGGAAAAGGAGCGAGAGAGGAAGUCUGAGAGUGACAAAGACAUCAAACAGGUGACUCGGGAUUAUGAUGAAGAGGAGCAAGGCUAUGACAGUGAGAAGGAAAAGAAGGAGGAAAAGAGACCAACAGAAGCAGUGUCCCCUAAAACAAAGGAGUGCUCUGUGGAGAAGGGGGUGAGCGACCUUCGAGAGUCCAAAGUGAACGGAGAUGAUCACCACGAAGAAGACAUGGAUAUGAGUGACUGAGCACAAGGCUGGCUGCAGAUGGUCCUCAGUGUCAUUCCUUGUGAUCUCUAAUGCUGUGUGUGUUCAUCUCACCUAGGUGUAUACAGCUGCACAUUACCAAUGGCUUCAGAACACCUGAUUGUGACCUCUAGUGCUUUAUAGCAAAAGCUAUAAAGUGGUACCCGGGUGACCAGCAUUGCCAUGGUUACAUCCAUUUGCGUGAUCAAGCAGCUGUGCAACUGCUGCUUCUAACACAGAUGAACAGCUGCAUGCAUCUCCAGCAGGCAUGGAUUGUCUCUUGUCUAUGAUCCUCAGUGCGUUCACUUAGAAUAUUUCUAGAGUUUGAGUCCUUGCCGUGAUAGAGCCAUGUAGGGAAUGCACUGAUUGCAUGUUACCCCAAACGUCAUGAAACUUUCUGACACGGUGACCUAUUUAAUGGUCUUGUUUGUUGACAUGACAAAUUAACAUUCUUAGAGUUACAUCUGAAAAAAAGCAUUUGUGAUAGAUAAGCCUUUUGAGCCUUGUGGCUAAAUUUUUGUGGCUUUGUUUAACUUUCAAAGGUUAUAUAUGCACUAACCUUUUUUGAUGGCUAAGUAGGCUUUAAAUUACAGUAAAAUUUUUUCAAAGAAAACUGGCUGUAAAAUAUGAUGUUUUGAAUUAGUUGUUCACUUUUUCAUAGCUACUUAUGUUUUUUUUCCCCCCAAUAAUUUAUUUCACAUCUCUACCAGUGAACGCAGCCCAUCACUAGAAAAUGACCUUGUCCUGAUUUUCAGUUUUCAACUUUAUUAGUUUUAAAGCUCAUUGUUGAACAAGAAGUGGUGGUGCAUUUUAAAUUGACCUUCAUGUGCUUUUAAAAUACGACAGCUCUCCUUGAUAAUGUCCUUUUAUUUGAUCUCAAGUUGUAAAAAACCAAUAAACUUGUGUUACUUUGAUUGCAGUAGUAUCUUAUGCACAGUGAUUCCAUGUUAUACUAGGUAGGCAACUGUUUUCUUAGUUACAAGCUUUACUUUUGUGCAGUUAAACAAAAGUAGGCUACAGUCUGUGCCAUGUUGAUGUACAGUUUCUGAAAUUGUUUUACAAGACUUUGAUAAUAAAACCCUUAAACUCACAA
Messenger RNA from Mus pahari (shrew mouse), 3613 nucleotides. RefSeq names its product serine and arginine rich splicing factor 11 (gene Srsf11). Gene Ontology annotation, molecular function: RNA binding. Lineage: Eukaryota; Metazoa; Chordata; Mammalia; Rodentia; Muridae. Gene Ontology annotation, cellular component: nucleoplasm. The transcript is spliced from 14 exons. The coding region runs from base 1642 to 2523 and encodes 293 amino acids. Gene Ontology annotation, biological process: RNA splicing. The record is from RefSeq and is a predicted model, not a curated record.